AUGGGCCAGGCGACGAUUUAUCUAUGGCGCCAGUUUCAGCUACCCUAUGCAAAUUACGCGCCCUACUUCGAAGAGUGGGUCUUUUUGUCGUUGGCUAUGGUAAGCCUCGUCAGUCCCUGUAUCACCAUCUACUACGUCUUACCAUACCGCAAGAGGGUUACCUCAAUUUUUAAUGCCUUUUACUAUCGAAGAGGAAAAUUCCGGAUUGGCGGAGAUAUUCUGACAGCCACGGCAGAAGCUUCUUAUCGGAUGUCCCUAACAAUAGAAAAUAUCUUAAAACCGGUGGCUUCAUCUUCUAAAGAGCCCGUGAUAGACGAUUCCCGUAAAAAUCCGAUUGAUGACGUUGGAACGCAACUCGUCACCCAGUUUCUAGCCGCCGACUGCUUGAGAAGACUAUAUGCGGAUCAGAUGACGUUACUCUCCACUGCUUUGAUAGAGUAUCAGCUUCAGAGCCUGAAAAAUACUCCAGACAUAGAAGAAAAGAAGCAGAAGUCCCCAAGGAAAACGGUCACUGUCGUGAGAGAACGGAGAAGAACCAAGUAUUCGACGGAUGAUGAAAGAAAAACAGCCAACGAGCGGGAACGAGUCCGAGUACAAUCGAUUGGAAAGGUUUUGGACGACCUACGAGAAAUUUUGCCCUGUCAGCACCCAAAAUUAUCAAAGGUAUCCAUCCUACGACUCGCUACUCAUUACAUCGGCUAUCUGGGCGCUAUUUUGGAGGAUGAGGACUAUCGGCCUCACAAAGAGCUUUUCCACAAGACGUUCGACUUCGAGACCCGGACGAACAAACGUCGAAACGAAAAAUUUCUUCUUGGCCUAUGUUCAGUGAAGGAAGAGGAAGACGGUGCA
Molecule: messenger RNA, 849 nt
Organism: Mesorhabditis spiculigera
Lineage: Eukaryota; Metazoa; Nematoda; Chromadorea; Rhabditida; Rhabditidae
Source: the annotation of a GenBank genome assembly